Molecule: messenger RNA, 684 nt
Organism: Triplophysa rosa
Lineage: Eukaryota; Metazoa; Chordata; Actinopteri; Cypriniformes; Nemacheilidae
Gene: fshb
Product: follicle stimulating hormone subunit beta
Exons: 2
Coding region: 1-396 (131 amino acids)
Biological process (GO): ovulation; G protein-coupled receptor signaling pathway
Cellular component (GO): cytoplasm; extracellular region
Molecular function (GO): hormone activity
Source: RefSeq, a predicted model, not a curated record
AUGAGGAUGCACUUCGUUGUUAUGGUGAUGCUGUUGCCGGUGCUAAUGAGGGCUGUUUCAGAGAGCAGAUCCAGCUGUCGACUUACCAAUAUCUCCAUUACUGUGGAAAAUGAGGAAUGUGGCAGCUGCAUUACAAUCGACACCACUGCUUGUGCUGGGCUCUGCAAAACACUGGAAAGAGUUUACCGUAGCCCUAUGGUGCAGAACUACCAGAACACCUGUAACUUCAGAGAGUGGACCUACGAAACCUAUGAAUUCAAAGGCUGCCCUGUCAGGGUUGACUCUGUUUUCACCUACCCUGUGGCCCUUAGCUGUGAGUGUAGCAAGUGUAACACUGACAUUAUGGACUGUGGAGUUCUCAGCCACCAGACAACCAGCUGCAAUGCACAUUAUUAGAAGAUGAAGCCAAAACCAAAUCUCUGCUAAUUUUUCAAAGCUGAUAAAAACAUUGAUGACUAAUUAAUAUUCUACAUAAUGGAAUUAUGCAUUAUGAAAAUGCAGUAUUUUUAAUGAAUCAAUAAACCAGCACCAUCCUGCAAUAACCCAUUAAAGCGAAUAAAUUGUUUUAAUUUUUAAAUAUGAUGCUUUGCCUCAAUGCUCCCAAUAGGUCAUGUGUGAAAUGUCGUUUCAUCCUGACGUGUUUCUGGAAUUUUCUGUGCGUUCUCUCAAUCUUCUAAUCAGGCA